Caenorhabditis bovis is the source of this 2133-nucleotide messenger RNA. Lineage: Eukaryota; Metazoa; Nematoda; Chromadorea; Rhabditida; Rhabditidae. The record is from the annotation of a GenBank genome assembly.
AUGCCGGUGAAGAUCGUGCUGAGCCAAACGGCAUCAGUCCGGCACAUCGCCCUAGGCGAUGAUCAUAUUGCUGCCGGGUACAUGGCGAAUCUUUACAUCCCGGUCAUUGAUACGAACAAAGCCGCCAUCAUCAAACGCUACGAGGUUGCUAAUCAGAUUUCUGGACUCCAUUUCAAGGAGGACAAUCACUCUGUUGUCUAUGCCGUUGACGACUCAUUCGGUGUACACUUGUUCGACAUUCGAUCAGAUUCAAAAAGGAAGAUUCGCUUGAAUCCGGAGGUGGAAAACCAUUUGGUCGUUUGCUCGGCCAUUUCGAAUAGCUACGUGGCAGUAGCUAGUCAGACGUUUGGUGGUGGAAUUGCCGACGUUCGGGUCUCGCGCAAGAAAGAGCAGCACCCUCAUGUCGUCACGCUUUUCGACAUUCGACGCCUUCAGGAGCCAAUUACGACAUAUGCUAAGAAGCAUACAUCGGAAAUCGUCAGCAUGGAAUUCUAUAAGAAUCACCAGAGUCUGAUCGUGGGAGAUCUCAGUGGAUGCGUUCGAUCGUACAAUUGUCAAAAACGUGAUGAGGACAAUGCUCUUCGCUGGACUCGCUUCCUAUCGGAGCCGGUGAGCUCAGUGGGCUUAAUUAACAAGCGUAUUGCAUAUGCAAUUGGAGACAACCAGGAUUGCAGCGUAUUUGUCGAUACCAAUAAUGAGCUUGAAGUUCUGUUCGGCUCGGCAAGAGAGCGUCGCGAGGAGAAGAUAAAGCCGAAAAAAGCGGUUCGCUUCGAUCCGCCGGAGAUGCUCGUUUCCGUCAUUAAGGGAGUGAAUGAUGAAAUUCCAAUCGUUGCAGUUUGGAAAAAACAGAACAGUGACAAGAUUACGCUGACUGCAUUGGACCAGAAGGGUGUUCGCACUGAGAAGAUUGCUGAGUAUCAUGCUCAUGAUGGCAUCAUCAAAUGUUGCGCUGCAGAUAAGACACGUUUGGUUACUGGCGGUGAGGAUGGAAACAUAAUUAUUAAAAACGUCGACUUUAAGACGCAAGGACUGGCUUACACUCCAGAAACUGGGCUUUACAUCAGAAAGCCGAAGAAGGACAAGAAGAAGUCGAAGAAUGACAAACGCGAUGCUUCACCGGGAGAAAGCGAGACUGGAGAGUCAAGCUCAAAGAGAGUGCGCACCGAUGAACUUGAGUCACCAGAAAGUCCGGACCCAAUGCCAGAAGAAGACGCUGCCGACACUGAAGAAUCGACUUCGCCAGCUCUUGCGACUGAAGAAGUCCCAUCCAGCUCAGAAAGCGCGAAGAAAGGCAAUGAAGAGAAAACAUCGGCCAGCAAUGAAAAGGAAAAGAAAAAUUCGAGUGAGAAGGAGAAGAAGUCUUCCAACCAGGACAAGGAGAAAAAAUCGUCAAACCACGAGUUGGAGAAGAAGUCAUCGGCCAAUGACAAAGAGAAAAAGCCAUCUAGCAGUGACAAGGAGAAGCAACCAUUCACCGGCGAGAAGGAGAAGAAGUCGUCGGGAAAUGACAAAGAUAAGAAAUCAUCGGCAAUUGAAAAGGAGAAGAAGUCCUCAUCCAACGACAAGGGCAAAAAGUCUUCAGCCAAUGACAAGGAAAAAUCAUCAUCAGGACAUCAGAAGGAGAAGGCUCCGCCAGAGCAGGAGAAGGCCAAUGGACAUGAGAAGGAGAAAGCCACUGUUGAAAAACAGAAGUCUUACGACAAGGAUAAAUCUUCGUCAAAUAAUGACAAAGAUAAGAAGUCUUCUGACAAGGAUAGGAAAUUAUCCGAUAAAGAGAAGAAGUCGUCUCAUCAGGAGAAGGAUAGACAUAACGAGAAGGACAAAUCAUCAAAGUAUGACAGAGACAACAAGGCAAAGGCUGAUGCCGAUAAGAAGUCGUCAUCAAACUCUGACAAAGACAAGCCGUCGUCAAGUCACUAUGACAAGUAUAAGAAGCAUGGGUAUGAGAGUGACAGGAAAUCUUCUUCUAGUCAUGACAAGAAGCCAUCAUCGAGCCACGAUAAAGCGAAGGAUCGAUCGGAUCGCUACGACAAAGAUAGAAAGUACUCGAGCCACGAUAGAAGAGAUGAUCGCGAUCGCAAAGAUCGAAAGGAUCGUGACGAUCGCCGAGACAAGCGCUACAAGCCAUACUAA